Molecule: messenger RNA, 3150 nt
Organism: Hippopotamus amphibius kiboko
Lineage: Eukaryota; Metazoa; Chordata; Mammalia; Artiodactyla; Hippopotamidae
Product: zinc finger protein 256-like
Exons: 3
Coding region: 198-3008 (936 amino acids)
Biological process (GO): negative regulation of transcription by RNA polymerase II
Molecular function (GO): DNA-binding transcription repressor activity, RNA polymerase II-specific
Source: RefSeq, a predicted model, not a curated record
CUGUUCUGGCCCCCUGGCGCUGGUUCGGGAUUGGGGUGACGGGAAUAAAAAAUCACGAAAGGAGGCGCGGUCCCUGAGCUACAGAGGUUCGGCGACACUGCCCGGGGUGCCCCGGGCCAGGAACGGAAGAAGGGCCGCUGAUCCCGGGUCACCCCUCCUCUCCUGUGCUCUCCGCCCCGCUCCGCCCAAAGACUCCUAUGGCGGCGGCGGCUGCGCUGAGGGACCCGCCUCAGGAUAGUAUGACCUUUGAAGACAUUGCCGUGUACUUUUCCUGGGAGGAAUGGAGGCUCCUUGAUGAGGUUCAGAGGCACUUGUACCACGAUGUGAUGCUGGAAAACUUUGCACUUCUAUCCUCAGUGGGUUGCUGCUGUGGAGCAGAGGGUGCAGAAGCACCCUUUCAACGAAGUGGUUCCAUAGGCAUGUCACAGGCCAGGAUUCCUAAGGCAGCAUCAUUUUCCCAGAAGAACCACCCCUGUGAGAAGUGUAGUCUGGUCUUGAGAGGUAUUUUUCACUUGACUGAGCAUGAAGAAACACAACACAGCCAAAAUGUGUUCGGGUGUAGAAUAUGUGUGAAACGAUUUCAUUUUGGUGAACACCUCCAAAAACACCAGAAGCAGCACAUGGAAGAGAAAUCCUUCCUAAACGAUGUAGACAGGGCCUUGUUUGUGAAGAGCUGCAAAUUCCACAUGUCAGGAAAGCCCUUUGCUUGUGAGAAAGUUAAGAAAGACUUUCUGGCCAGCUUGGGACAUCUCCAGCAACAGACCACUCACACCAGGGAGAAGCCAAACAAUAGUGCCCAGUGUGAGCCAACUUUACAAAGCAGAGAAAGUCAUUACAGCCGGGGAGAAUGCAAGAAAGGCCUCAGCCCCAAACAUGCACUUGUUCAGGACCAGGGUGUCCACACUGGAAGACAUUGUUUUGUGUGCAGUGAAUGUGGGAAAACAUUUAGGUACAAAUCCUCAUUUGUUGUGCACCAGAGAGUACAUACCCGAGAAAGUCUUCAUAUGUGUUGUAAACCUGGAAAACCUUUCAGGCGAAUCUCAACCCUCAAUGUGCAUCAAAGAAUUCAUGCUGGGGCAAGGCAAUACAAAUGCAGCAAAUGUGGGAAAUCCUUUAAGCAAACCUUUGUCCUCAUUUAUCCCUGGAGAAGUCACAUUGGAGAAAAUUGUUAUUUGUGCACUGAAUGUGCACAAUCUUUUCACCAUAGAUCCAUCCUAGUUCGAGAAUGGACAGUUCACAAUGGAAAAAGGCGUUAUGAGUGUACUCAGUGUGGGUUAUCUUUUAGACGAAAAUUUUACCUCAUUGGACACUGGAGAGUUCACAUAGGAGAGAGGCCUUACGUUUGCAGUGAAUGUAGGAAAUCUUUUACCAAUAGCUCCGUGCUCAUCCUACACCAGCGAGUACAUAGAGGGGAAAGGCCUUUUACAUGCCGUGAAUGUGGGAAGUCUUUUACCCAGAGCUCCAUACUCAUUCUCCACCAGAGAGUUCACACAGGAAAAAGGCCUUUUGAGUGCAGUGAGUGUUGGAAAUCUUUUAGCCAUCAAUCUUACCUCACUCAACACUGGAAGGUUCAUAGUGGAAAAAGGCUUUAUGCAUGUAGUGAAUGCGGGAAAUCUUAUGUGUCUCGCCGUGGCCUCCAUUAUCAUCAGAGGGUUCACACUGGAUCAAGGCUUUAUGCAUGUAGUGAAUGUGGGAAGUCUUUUACCUCUCGUCCUGGCUUCUAUUAUCAUCAGAGAGUUCACAGUGGAUCAAGGCCUUAUGAAUGUAGUGAAUGUGGUAAGUCUUUUACCUCUCGCUCUGGCCUUUGUUAUCAUCAGAGAGUUCAUACAGGGGAAAGGCCUUAUGAGUGCAUUGAGUGCAGAAAAUCUUUUACCUCCCCCUCUGCCCUGCGUCAUCAUCGGAAGACUCAUGCUGGAGAUAAGCCUUAUGAAUGCACUGUAUGUGGGAAACAUUUUUCCUCUGGUUCCACUCUCCGUUAUCAUCAGAGAGUUCACACAGGGGAAAGGCCUUACAUGUGCAGUGAAUGUGGGAAAUCUUUUUCCUCUAAUUCCAACCUCAGUAAUCAUCAGAGAAUUCACACAGGAGAAAGGCCUUAUGUGUGCUGUGAAUGUGGGAAAUCUUUCAUCCAAAGAUGUCACUUUCUUAUACACCAGAGAGUUCACACGGGAGAAAGGCCUUAUGUGUGCCGUGAAUGUGGGAAAUCUUUUUUCUCUAGUUGCAACCUCAUUAAACAUCAGAGAAUUCACACAGGAGAAAGGCCUUAUGUGUGCAGUGAAUGUGGGAAAUCCUUUCUCCAAAGGUGUUACCUUCUUAUACACCAAAGAGUUCACACAGGAGUAAAGCCUUAUAAGUGUAACGAAUGUGGGAAAUCUUUUACCACAAGGAGGAACCUUCGUUAUCAUCAGGGAGUUCAUACUGGAGAACGGCCUUAUGAGUGUGCUGAAUGUGGGAAAUCCUUUAAUAGAGAGUCUUCUCUCAUUGAACACUGUAGAGUUCACACUGGAGAAAAGCCUUAUAAAUGCAGUGAAUGUGGGAAAUGUUUUUCAUCUAGGUAUGGUUUCCGUUAUCAUCAGAGAGUUCACACAGGAUCGAGGCCAUAUGAGUGCAGUGAAUGUGGGAAAUCUUUUAUCUGUAGUUCCAUUCUUCGUGAACAUCAGAGAAUUCACACAAACAAAAGGCCUUACGAAUGCACUGAAUGUGGGAAGUCUUUUAGAGCAAAUUCUUAUCUCAUUGAACACUGUAGAAUUCAUACUGGAGAAAAGCCUUAUAAGUGCAGUGAAUGUGGGAAAUCUUUUUCUUCUAGGUCCGGCCUCCGUUAUCAUCAGAGAGUUCACACAGGGUCAAGGCCAUAUGAGUGUAGUGAAUGUGGGAAGUCUUUUUCGUCUAGGUCUGGUUUCCGUUACCAUCAGAAGGUUCACACAGGAUUGAGGUCAUAUGAAGGUAGUGAAUGUGGGAAAACUUUUCCCAAGAGCUCUGAACUCCUUCAACAUCAGUGUUCACAGAGGUGAAAGGCGUUAUUUGUGUUGUGAAUAUGGGAAAUCCUUUGCCUGUAGUUCUACCGUUUAUUCAUAUUGGAGACUUUACCAGAAAAGCCUUAUUCAUGCUGGGAAUUUCAGAAAUUCUUUGCUAAAGAAUUAACCCCAUGGGCCU